This is a messenger RNA of Acanthaster planci (crown-of-thorns starfish), 3662 nucleotides long. RefSeq names its product translational activator of cytochrome c oxidase I (gene taco1). NCBI's taxonomy places the organism in Eukaryota, Metazoa, Echinodermata, Asteroidea, Valvatida, Acanthasteridae. Gene Ontology annotation, cellular component: mitochondrion. The record is from RefSeq and is a predicted model, not a curated record.
UCGUCUGCAUCACAUGGCAUCAGCAGAAACCUUCAUCACAUUCACAUGGGACGGGUAAAUAUGCUGCACAUUUCCAUGAACUUUUGCUGUGAAAUUUGUCUAUCAUGUCUCUAAUUCUUUAGUUUGCAGCCAGUGACUGAGAUAGCAGAAUACCACAGUGUUAUGUGAGUCGGCUUGAAAUAAUUGUCGGAAAUUGUCAUGGACGAAAGAUCUGAGUUAUUCCAUACAUGGACAUGAUGGAGAUUCCUUCAGCACUGUGAAGAUGGCAGUCAGUAUUUGGUUUUCCGCACCUAGCAAGGAACUUAAGCGACUUGUUCGUACAUGCAUUUACUUUACAACACAGAGUCGCAACCCCCAACAUUUUAAACCAUCCUACCUGCUUGAUGAACUAGCUUCAAGAAGUAAAUAUAUUGCAGUCAAUUCUAAAAUAGCUAAUUCCACCCUAAAUACCGAGCAGUGUGCUACAACGUCCAAUCAAAGGGAAUUGUCAAAGUGUAGAGAGCGACACCAAGGUAAAGCGAACAUGAAAUGGCCCAGUAUGCUCUUCCACCAAAGAGGUUUGGACACUAGCAUUGACUGUAGACUCCUCAGUGUUGGCCACCAACUUACAUGUAGAUGGCUGCCAGGCAGUGGAAUUUCAACGCAACCAAUGAGGCUCUUCCACGGGAGCAGCACCGUCUGGGCUGGGCAUAACAAAUGGUCCAAGGUGAAGCACAUCAAGGGCCCUAAAGAUGAUCAAAGGAGUAUUGUCUUCAACAAACUCAUUCUGCAGAUGAGGAUUGCUAUAAGAGAAAAUGGACCAAAUCCUGAAUUGAAUUCUGCUCUGGCAGGUUUAAUAUCCCAGGCCAAGUCAAAAGCUAUGCCAAAGUCGACAAUAGAAGGGGUUCUCAAAGCUCCUGCUAAGAGUGCAGACACACAGCUGCUGUUGGAGGCACGAGGGCCAGGCCAGUCAUGUCUUCUCAUUGAUGUCUUGACAGACAAUGCCAGAAGGACGAGGAAUGAGAUACAACGAAUCUUACAAAAGAAUGGAGGAGACUUUGGCACCAGUCUCUAUGCCUUCACAAGGAAGGGCGUGGUCAAAGUGUUACCACAAAUGGAAGGUCAGGAGAAACCGUUGACCCUUGACCUUGCUGAGGAGGUUGCCAUCGAGGUCGGUGCCGAGGAUGUGCAGGAGACAAGCAACGAGGACGACACUGCCCUGUUCAUGUUCAUCUGUGAUUUGGGGGAUCUCCGAACAGUCCGCAACAAUUUAGCUUCCUUAAAUUAUGCCGUAGAAUCCUCUUCUUUUGAAUACCUACCAGAAACCACGAUAGCGUUAAAUGAUAAGAGCCUAGAGGACACAUUUCUGCUGAUUUCGCUCUUAAACGAUAAUCCAAAUGUUGUAAGGGUAUAUGAUAACGUGGAGAGUUCUGGCUGAAAGGUUGAGGUGUUAAAACUUGGGCUACUGUUUUCAGUUGGGCUGAUUUAGCUAGAAUGACAUCAGUUGGGAGGGAAGGAAUGUUACACGUGGGUAGGUAAUGUAAUGCGAAGAAUAACACAUCACAAAAUCACCAUAAAUUUGAUGACAAAUUCUUCCAUUAGAGCCUAGUGUUAGAGAUGAAUUUAUUAGCAACAAAUAGCAAAUAGUUUGAGACAAAUAUGACAAGGAAAAAACAAACAAAUCAAUGGAGGUAUACGUUUCACUGCCCAGAGUCGUGCCACCAAAGAAUUAUGUGGUCAUUUUUGCUGAAUGUCUAGUGUCCAGCUUCUCAAAUCUGUACCCGUCAUGCAUACAGUCAGGAAAAUGUCUACUGUAUGGAGCUGAACUUUUUCAAGAUGUACUUUAUGUCGGGUAAGGGAAAAACCUGUCAUGAAAAGAUCUAAACUGUGGCGUGCAUUUCUUUUGUCGGUUGUUUUUGCUCUCUUGCUUCUUUUAGAGUGGGACAUGACAAUUUGGAUGUCUGUGCGAGCAAAAGUUUCUCUUUAAUUGUGAAGAAUGCACCCCAAACGGAAGAAAAUGGUUCUUUUCGAGCCCAUGUUUUGAUGCGUGACUGCACCUGCUUGAGUGUUGAUUAGUAGGGAUAAAAUAUUCAACGAUGGCUGUUCAUUGUCAAUUGGGACAGUACUUCCAAAUCAUGUUUCUCAGAAUUAGUUUAAGGUUAAAUACAGGAGGCAUGGACUGAAAAUGAUACUAAGCAAAAGCAGAAAUAUAGCUGUAACAUGUAGCCGUUAGAAUCGGCGUACUUGUAUACCUGGCACCGCGUAGAAUUUGUUUUGUCUUCCUUAAUCUUUGUUUAAUAUGAAGUACAUUAAUAUGACAAAAUGUUAUAGAAUAAAGAGUCGUAAAUUCGAGCCUUUAUCAUGGUGCUGUUCAUUCAGUCUAACUACAAAAUGAAUUUGGGUGCUACAUUUUCCCCCAAACUCUGUAAUUCAAGAUAAAUCUGAAAAUCACAAAUUUACUCCUAUUUUAAGGCACUCCAAUGAUUUUUGGGGAAAAAAGAUCUAGCAAGAAAGAUGAUGACAGUUAAAAAUCAUUGUUACUUAAAGUUUCUGGGACAAUUCUCUAAAAUCUGGGAUGUUCUUUUCGCAUAACUGCCGAAAAUGUCUUGACUGAUUUGUGACGUUGCCACGAAAUCCUGACAAAAUAGCUGGAAAAUAAAAUAAAAUAAAAUUUUUGUACCUUUUAGUUGUAGCGUUAAUCCCAAGAGAAGGGAUUUCGCUGUCCAAUCCAAUAAAACUGUAUAAAUAUUUUAUUCAGUGCCACUUUGUCCUUGUUUUGUAUAAACGGGUCACAUUUUCGUAUGUAGAUAAGUCGCUUUGGCAAAAGGCACAUUUACAUUAAAGCGCGGUAUAUAUGAAUGUAUUAUACGAUAUAUCACUGGCUUUUCUUGAUUGUCUUUCGCGAAACACAAUUUAUACUUGGACGAAAAUGCAAGAGCUUUUACGUACUCUCGAGACUACGAUCCGGAAAGGGUGCAUCGCAAUGUACAAGCAAGUCAUAAUUCCGUGAACUGCGUUGGAAUAGCUUAUCUUAAAAUUUGAAAUUUUUAAAAGAGUGACCAGAAUAAACCUUGAAGUUCAGUAGACUACUGUCAAAGAGAUAAUUUUAAAAUUGCGUGAAUGCGUUCAUCACAAUAUACAUACUUAUGCAUUUCAAUUAACCCACAAGUCCACUUUUUCGAAGGCUUCUCUCAAGAGAAACGAUUUUUCAUCUCUUCUUUUCAGUCGGCAAACUUUUACAACUCUUUUUUCAUGUGUGAAAUUACAAAAUUGUAUAAAUCUACCCUACAAAACUGCUGAGGAAAUAUUAAUAAUUUGAAAUGAUCGUGUUAAAUAGUAUUUUUUUUCUUAAAGGAUAAUAAACAUUAACAUGUUUGAUGGUCAUGUCGAAAUAAACAAAUCUUGUGCUGACAAGUUUGACAAAGUGAACAAAUCUGCAUAUAUACUGUUGUAGUGUCUCUUGAAAUCAUAAAAAAAAGAUGUAUGUGUAAUGCAUCGAAACUUUCACCCUGCUGAUAUGUUUUCAAAAAUAGCUUUUUUUUCUAGGGGUAUGUCAUGUUCGGAAAGUUUGCUUCUGUGGGAUCCUCCACAUAAUGUAUUAUUUAUAUAUUUUCUUCUGCUAUACACUAUACAUGUAUGCCCAAUAUUUUGUCGCGUGUGGAAAUAAAGUGAGAGUGAUUGAA